Symbiodinium necroappetens is the source of this 2779-nucleotide messenger RNA. The record is from the annotation of a GenBank genome assembly. NCBI's taxonomy places the organism in Eukaryota, Dinophyceae, Suessiales, Symbiodiniaceae.
GCGCGUAGUUCGGCUUGCAAAAGACUGGUGGACACCAACCUGGAUCAUCAAACUUGACGUGAAGAAGGCGUUCGACAGUGUGUCCCAGGAGGACAGGGUGGCACAGCGGCACAGCGGGGGCCCGUGGGAGGCAAGAGCUUGGCUCUCCCUGCUGGAGGCACGGGGGCUUAACCUGGCCAUAGGGGGAGCAUUUAUGGAUGACACGUAUCUCUGGAGUCUCUGGGGGUACGACAAAGCGCAUCUGCAGUGUGCCCUAGCAAGCCUCGAACGCAGACUGAGAGCUCAUGGCCUGGUGAUCAAUCCCUCCAAAACAGCAGUGAUCUUCAGCCAAGAGGAGGGGGGGGGCAGCUUCACCAUCGGGGGGGAACAGGUCCACUGCCUCCCAUUUGGCACCGUGAUUACGGCUUUGGGCUCGCCCAUCACCUUUGGGGAAUCCGUGGCUGCAAUAGUCACUGAGAUGAACCAUCGGGCCCGGAAGGCGUUCCACAAAAACAGCCGGUUGCUGUGCGCACCCACGCCACUCAAGCGGAGAACCACCCUGCACCAGGGGCUGGUGAGGGGGGCUGCCUUGUGGGGGGGACAAGCAUGGCCCAUUACAGAUGCCAUCCUACGUGCCAUCAACAGCACACAGCUGCAGCAGAUCCGCAGGGGGGCUAGAGUUGCACUUCAGCAAAGCAAAGUCUUACGGUGGAGCACCUUCCAACUGCAGCACACCUGGGAGCUUUACGGGGACAUGGCGCGCUCUAAGCAUGGGGGGAGGGACAUGCUGUUGUGGCGUAACUUGCAGUGGUGGGAAGCAGAGAAGAACAAGCCGAAGAGGCAACGAGCCACGCGCGCGCACAGGUACAACGCUUUUGUCGACCCAGAGCGACAGCUCGUGCACAUCGCAACUCUCGAGUGGAUGCAAGUCGCGCAAGACAGACAGAGGUGGGCAACACUCGCAGCAGCCUUCGUACAACAGUACGACGUACCAUGGGCCACAGGACACAGACGCAGCCGCACGGCGACAGAGGCAGCAGCGACACAGCAGCCCGACAGAACACUCCGCGGCACCAUCAACGUGCUCAACAUCCACCCGGGAAGGGGGGCCAACCCUCUUACAGCCCCGCCAGAGCUGCCCAUCGCACCGGGGGUCACACUUCACAUGCGAGCACUGCCCUUCGGAGUGUGGGCCGGCAUCACCAUGCCCGACAGAGCAACCCACGGCCCAGACUACGGACCGCAACCGGCACGCAGCUACGCACGAGCCAGGCAGCACAUCCAACCUACCCAGCCGCUGCCCAACGCCUACAUCGGGGUCCACACGGCUUUCACGCUUCUGCCUUGGGGGGACCUUGUGGCGGGGGCACCAGACCGUUGGCUCAUGGUCAUAACAGCAGUUGGGCGGCAUGUCGAUACAGACGGAGCAGAACUGCACCCAGGGGAAGCCUACCUCCUUUCAUGGGACACAGCAGCGGCAAGAUGGCAGCCCAGCAGCCUGCCCCGCAAAGUGGCACAUCAAUACUACUACGACUGGGGGAGGCAGCAAGGCACCCACCCCAUCCAACAACCAUACCCACCGGGGGAAACAUACCCUCUCGGCCAGUGGGAGCAGAUGGCCAUGAACUUUAUUCCGAACCCAGCCAACACACACCGUUUCGAUGCCAGAGGGGGGGGACCUGACCACCCGUCCUUCAUGCAGCGCCGUGACAUAGCCAGCACUCAGCUAGAUAGUCAAGUAGGACAAGCAAGCCAUGGAGAGGGGCGACCUGUGCAAGCCCUUCCGCAAGAAGUGGCGCAGAUGCUGCGCUGGCUCCGAGAGCUAGCGGCUUGGGGGGAGGAGAGGCAGAUGCCCAUGCCACUCCGCUACGAGCUGGAAAGUGCCAUUGCAGUCUUCGAAGAUGGCCUCCAGAAAGACAACUCGGUCCGUGCAGCAAGACUGCGACUCCUGGACCUGUGGCACGAAGAGGACGAGGUCAAUGGCUUCAACCAGCACCAGCUCUACGAGGACCUCAGAGUGGCACUGCAGCUGCUCCGUGAGGGGAACAGCCACUUUCACCAAGCAACUGCAGGGCAGGGGGGCAACCUGCUCAGACAUGGAACAGUGGGGCUUCAACAAGCAAUCGCGGCGGUGCAAGAGGCGCAGGCAUUAACAAUGGAAGGCGACUUAGACUGGUGCUCGGGCAGUUGGGGAGCGGCUGUCGGGGUGCUCUUGGAAGAUGCGGAGCAGGCCGUGGACGAGGCAGUGGAAACCAACUACGUCCACUGCUCGGACGUGCUGGCGCUCUACAGCGGGGGGGACGAAGCGCCACAGCGUCCCCAGGACCACCAGGCCCGCUUGGAAGCCAUCCUGGGGGACAUCAGACGUUCCUUGGGGUUUCUUACGGCCAGACAGCACGCUCAAGUUCUCAACAUCCUGGCUAUGAUGGCGAUGUGGCAAACGCAGCAGGGGGCCGACUUGGUGGACACCCAAACCACGGACGAGGGGGACGAGAAGAACCAGCUGGCAGAGAGGGCGAGAAGCAGCUGGCAACCGCCACUGGGAGCUGAACACUGGCUGGGCAGUCUUCCAAGUUCGGGGGACAACGGACGAGACGAAAGAAGUACCGAAGACGAAGGGGGGCCAACAGAUGCCGACCUCAUCAAUGCCAUGGAGGAGUACGAACGACGACAAGCAGAAGAGGCAGCAGAGCAAGCGGAGAGGGAAGCAACUUCACUUUUCACCUGGCGCCGCACUGAAGGGGGAACGAGCAGCCACCGUAGGCGUAGGAUGCACUCGGUCUUUGAAGGGGCGCCGUGA